Messenger RNA from Dicentrarchus labrax (European seabass), 6179 nucleotides. RefSeq lists its product as uncharacterized. The record is from RefSeq and is a predicted model, not a curated record. The transcript is spliced from 16 exons. Lineage: Eukaryota; Metazoa; Chordata; Actinopteri; Moronidae. Bases 1637 to 5113 code for a protein of 1158 amino acids. Gene Ontology annotation, molecular function: protein binding.
ACAGUGUGGGGUCCAAAAUUUUCGUGGGGACCCAAACCCUGGACCCCACGAAAAUUACUUCAAAUUCAGUGAAAAGAGGGUCAAAAUAAUGCCCUGUGAAAUUUUCAGAGUUUUUCCCACAAUGCACUUUUACCAACUUAGUGUGCUAAAGUGUGCUAAGACGAUCUCACUCAGUACCGGCCCCUGAUGGCAGAGGGUGGUACUACCUCUACACACACUUUACACACACUUGGCUUAAAUGCGCAUGUGCAAGCAGCUGACUUCAACGGAGGCUAACUCUUUGAUUAGCUAGCUGUUAAUACAAAGGUAAUUUAAAGGUAAUUGAAUUAAUUAACUGUAAAGACGGGGCUCAAUACUAUCAGCAAUGAAUAAUUGUUGAACAUAUAUAUAUUAAAUGCACUAUGUCCAUAAUAUUCACACAUAAGAUCCUAAACUUUUGAAGGGUUGCCAGUAAAUACAUUAAUUAGCAACAUUUUAUGUUUGUAUGUGUAGCACGGAGAUGCUAACGCUAAGCUAAAAAUAUAGCCAUGCUUAUGCUAACCUCACUGAUUAGCUGCUAUGAUAAACUAAGACAAGAUAAACUAGUGAUCACACAUAUUAAAAAUGAAACUGAGUUAAAAGUUAUCUUGUUAACCUAUAUCAAUAAAUACAAAUUGAUCAUCUAUUUCUGAAUAAAUAGCCUCGUUUGUAUUAAAAGACAGCUUGGGUUCACUUGAUACAAGUACAGUGACAUGCCUGGUGGGCGGACAUUGGAGUCUUAGGCAAUGAUCGCAUGACCACCCUUACAGGACGUGCUCACUAGACAAAACAAGCGCUCCCUUACUCAACACACGACGGAGCUACGGAGAGAGGAGCACUGGACUUGUGUGUUGUUUGAUGUCUGCACAUGGAAAUGAGAGCCUUAAUAAAACGGUAAGUUAUGCCUACAUUUAUCAAGAUUUCUUUUUGAGCAGAUUUUAUAUGGUUUAAGUGUUUUUUAAACACACUAAAUGUUAGCAUGUGGUUAAAAUCAGAGAAGAGUUUUUUUAAUUGAUAAAAAGGACACAUUCACCUGAACAUGAACCAGGUAACUUUGUUAAAUUUAACAUGAAAUCAAAUGUGAAUUAUUACAAUGCUUUUGCACAUUAUAAAGUUUUAAAGCAACAGGCUUUGUGUAUUGCUUCUCUUACUACCGUGGGAUGUUAUGCUAGGUUACUAAUUAAGCUAGUGUUAGCUAAUUGGCUCUGGUAGCUGUAGCAGCAACGUGCCCCACCUGAGUUUGAUCAGUAAUUGAAUCAAUAAACCACAUUACAGUGUGAUGAAUGUGACACAGUUUCAAGUUUAGCGUGCCAACUAUCCCCAGUAAAAAAGCCCAGCAUUGGGUGAUUGAGUGUUAAGUUCAAGCUGAAAGUCUGAUUCUGACCAGGAAGGACAUUUAAUGACACAUGGCAAUUUAAUGUUAAAUAGGGUUAUUUUUUCUGAAGGAUCUGUAAAUUUUCUUGGGCUGAAACUGAGAUAAGCCACUUAUUAUUGCUGAAAUGUACUCUCAAUGUUUCGAUGUAGUUGCCUACCAUAUAAAUAUUUUUAAUACAGUGUAUGCUUGAGUGGAGUAUCUGGUUACAUUAAAACGCCACUAUAUGUAAUUAUAGGAUCAUCAAUGGCUGCAGUGAGACCCAGGAAAUCUCCCAAAACGGAUGCAGUAGAACAUGCUGCCAAGGCCCUGGACAAGACAGCAGAGUUGGAAGUGAAAUACAUAAACUCUUUUAAAGGUCGAGGGGUGUUUGCCAAGGCACAUUUCCAUAAAGGAGACUUUGUGGUGGAGUACAGAGGAGAACUGAUAAAUUCAGAAGAAUCUCAACGGAGGAGGAGGACAUAUCAUGUUAGAUGUACGGUCUUCAUGUUUGACUUCCACUGGCAAGAAAGAACAUGGUGUAUUGAUGCAGGUCGAGAAGAUGGCAGUCUGGGAAGACUUGUCAAUGAUGACCACAACCAUCCAAACUGCAAGAUGAAGAAGGUCAUAUCAGAAGGCAAACCACACCUGUGUCUCUUUGCUCUGCGGGACAUUAAUGUUGGAGAAGAAAUAACCUAUGACUAUGGAGGAACUGACUGGCCUUGGAGGAGAAAGGUUGGAGGACCACUGACUGUCACUGAGUCUUCUGAUGCUGACAUAUCCAGAACCAAAGACCAGGAUCCUGAAAGAUCUUCUUGCUCCCAGAACCAGGUUGGAGGACCACUGACUGUCACUGAGUCUUCUGAUGCUGACAUAUCCAGAACCAAAGACCAGGAUCCUGACAGAUCUUCUUGCUCCCAGAACCAGGUUGGAGGACCACUGACUGUCACUGAGUCUUCUGAUGCUGACAUAUCCAGAACCAAAGACCAGGAUCCUGACAGAUCUUCUUGCUCCCAGAACCAGGUUGGAGGACCACUGACUGUCACUGAGUCUUCUGAUGCUGACAUAUCCAGAACCAAAGACCAGGAUCCUGACAGAUCUUCUUGCUCCCAGAACCAGGUUGGAGGACCACUGACUGUCACUGAGUCUUCUGAUGCUGACAUAUCCAGAACCAAAGACCAGGAUCCUGACAGAUCUUCUUGCUCCCAGAACCAGGUUGGAGGACCACUGACUGUCACUGAGUCUUCUGAUGCUGACAUAUCCAGAACCAAAGACCAGGAUCCUGAAAGAUCUUCUUGCUCCCAGAACCAGGUUGGAGGACCAUCAACUGUCACUGAGUCUUCUGAGGAUGAGCUCUCCACAACCACAGACCAGGAUUCUGAGAGAUCUUCUUGCUCCCAGAACCAGGGGUCAGAUGAACUAGGACUCAAUCCUCCAAAGAAUAAAGUUGGAAUGAAUCAGUCCUGCAUAAACUACAUGGAUUCUAAUGAAUCUCAUAGAUCAUCCUCAAGUCCUGCCAAUUUUGAUAAGAAGUCUGAGACUUGGAAUCUGAAUUCUGACUCUGAACUCAGCUUGUCUCAACAUGACGAAGAGUGUGUCCCAAGGCUGAGAAGGAACAAAAGCAUACAGAUGAAGACCCAGAUUCAUUCCGAUUCAGAUGAGCUUUUCAUCCUCACCUCAGCUGGUAGUGGAGAGGAAUAUAUCCCCAAGACUAGUGAGGAUUAUUCUGCUGGUACAGACACAAGUAAAGUUCUGGAGCCAGUUGAACAGAAAGAGAGCAUGCUCAGGCCCUUAAACUUUAGGACAAUGGAUGACAUCAGACAGAGAGGUGUCUCAUUGACAGAACUGAACAAUGGUUCUUCAAAGAAUGUGGUUGACAGAGGACGCUCACCCUCAAGAAAAGGAAGCAGCUCUGGAAUGAGACAUAAAAGACGACGUUUAAGCAGUGCACCCUGUCCUACAACACAAACCACUAGUGGUCAGUCCUCAAAACAAAGUGUAAGGGGAGACACUGGAACCCCUUUAGAAAACUCAACACCAGAUCUUGAGAAAAAUCAUGUUCAGGCUCUCUGUGCAUUUGCUGCACCUCCACCCCCUGGUGUCAAAGUAGAAUUUUGGAAGCUCUUAAGCAACAUGGUUCAAGAUGAAGCUUAUUUCGCAGUCAAAUCGGAUGUCUGUAUCAUGGAGUUUGGUGAGCAUCUAUACAACCGGCUUGGACAUGAUGUUGGCGAACACGAAUACAUUCGGCAAAAGUUGAGAGAGCUGGGAAGGCUUCUGGUAUGCUCUAGGAAAACCACUCCCUUGAAGACCAUUCAAGACCACAUCAAACCUGUAAAUUUCAUGCAUGUUGUGGAAGCAGUGAAACGCGUAGCUGGCUAUGACAGUGAAACCAAUGCAUACAAGCGCCCAAGUCUUGCUCUCAAAAUUGGAGACAGCUUGACAAAGAUUUCGCUUCUUGUUGAAAGACGUGCAAAUGUACAGAGUGACUAUAGUGCAGCAAAAGAUGCUCGUACAUUCCGCAGAGUAUAUGAAACCAGGUGGAAUGAACUGUUAUCAGCUGCGUCACUGAGAACACUUCAGGAAUCUACGUGGAAUGCCCCCCUGUUGCUACCAUUCACAAAAGAUGUCCAGACGCUCCAUUCUUAUCUAGAUGUGCAACAACAACAUAGUUACAGCAAGCUGUCCACAGAGACAUCUCCCCAGGCGUGGACACAGUUGGCAAAGGUCACUUUGACACAAGUCAUCUUGUUCAACCGACAAAGAGCAGGAGAGGUGUCAAAAAUGCCCCAUUCUGCGUAUUUGUCUCAAAAUCCAACAGACCCUGACGAAAAUGUGAACAUAGCCCUCUCAGAUCUAGAAAAGAAACUCUGUCAGCACUUCAGGAGGAUAGAGCUAAGAGGAAAAUGGGGAAGAAAAGUUCCUGUGCUUUUGACCCCAGCAAUGCAACAAGCAUUGGAUCUGCUUGUCAGCAAACGGGAGGAAUGUGGGGUUCCUCGGGAGAACAUCUACUUAUUUGCAAGACCAUCUGCUUUUACCUGCUACCGUGGGUCUGAUUGUCUUCGACACUUUGCGAAGGUCUGCGGUGCAAAGAGUCCUGAAUGUCUCACUUCUACAAAACUGCGCAAACAAACAGGAACUCUUUCUCAAGUUCUCAACUUCAGUAAUACAGAGCUGGAUCAGUUAGCUGAUUUCCUUGGCUGUGACAUAAUGGUGCAUCGACAGUUCUACAGACUUCCUGAGGGCACACUCCAACUUGCUAAAAUUAGCAAAGUUCUCAUGGCUCUGGAUCAGGGACGCCUAGCACAAUUCAAGGGCAAGAGUCUGAAUGACAUCAGCAUUGAUCCCGAUGAAAAUGUGUACAUGGACAGUGACACUGAGGUGGCAUGUGAGUUUGACUCACAAGAGACACAGGUAACAUUCAGUCAGAGGGAAGAGGACGAGAGCACAUCGCCAGAUGUGAGCCAGAGCGAUGCAAGAUCACAGCAGGGCCCAAUGACACCUCACCACCAGUCACCAAAAAGGAAAAGAGGUCGCCAGCCUUUCAAGAGAAAGAUGUGGGAGAAAGAGGAGAUCCUUGCUGUUGAGAAGCACAUGAUUUCCUUCAUUACUUCGUGUCGCCUCCCGGGGAAAAACGACUGUGAUAAGUGCCUUCAACAGGAAAAAGUAGCACUCAAAAACAGAAAUUGGUUGGCCAUAAAGUUCUACAUUAAGAAUCGAAUCACAGCUCUCAAGAAGACAUUUUAAAGUGGUCAUUUAAUGUAUGUUUACACCUGUUAUGCUUGUUGUGUCACGACAUGUAAGUUAUUCAUUACUUUAUCGUUUACUACACAACAUUUAGAGCUUGUUACUUCAAGGUGUAGAUAGAUAUAGAUAUAUACUGUUCAGUGUUUCUGUUUUUUAUUUUUGAUACUAAUAUGGAUACAUUUCUCUUACCUAAUCUCCUCUUAUCUUAAAAGAGCUGUUCUGAUCUUAUAUAUUUUAGCCAUAUCUCAUCUAAACUCACCUUGCCUUAUCUCCUCUAUUCUUAUUUAAUCAAAUUUAAUCUUUUGUAUUAUCAUCUCAUCUUCUCUCUUCUCAUCUCCUAUUUUAUCUCAUCUUUUCUCAUCAUAUCUCAUUGUCACAACCCAUCUCCACUUGUCUCAUGUCCCCCGUCUUAUGUCUUGCCAUUUCCCCUCUUUUACCUGAUCUAUCCUCACCUUAUGUUACCUCAUCUGAUCUUCACUCAUCUCAUCGCAGUUCAUUUUAUCUUAUCUAAUCUAAUCUCACUGUCAUUUCUCAUCUAAUUCUAACAAAUAUCCUCUCCUCUCCACUCUUAUCACAAUUUAUCUUUUGUUAAUCUCAGUUUAUUACAUUUGAUGUCAUCUACUCAGUUUAUCUCAUAGUUUAGGUUAUUACCUAUUUUCUUUUAUUUCAUUUUCUCCAAUUUAACUCAUGUCUUCUCAUUGUAUCCCUUAUUUUAAAGUUUAAAAAACAGGCAGUUCUGUUAACCUGUAAAGACUGUGUGCAACAGUUUAGUUUGCAGCAGUUUGUACUGGUACAAACACAAGGGCUGUAACUAUUAAGUUUAUAAUAGAUUAAUCUGAACAUAACAAUGUUCCAGAGUCCAAUGUGACCUCUUUAAUUUGCAAUAUUCUUUGUCAAACCAAAAGCCCAAACCUAUAUCACAGUGAUAUAAGGGUGUUAGUGACUAUUUGAAACUUUAGGUUGAUACUUUUGUGAUACGUUACUUACAGAAAUGUAAAAGAAAAACAUGUUUUGGUUCAUUCAAAAGUUUUGAAUGUUAAAAUUAUAUUAAAGUCUCUCAUUUGGA